AUGGCUUCCGUCGAAAACAAUGCUUACGGCGCGGCCAGGCCUGCCCAGCAACAGCAACAUCAGCAUCAGCGGUCGAAGUCCAGUGUUUUGAAGUCUUUCAUGCACCGCCGGAACAAUUCCGACGGAUCAGCUCUGCCGUCUGCUGGGUUGUCGAAUACAUCCCAACCGAAGGUCCAGGCUACGACUCAACAAGAUAUGGGCUUUCCGAACUUCUCACGCCCCGCUGCCCUGGGCGAGAUCCAGCAGAACCAGGUUGGCGGAGCCCCUCGGUCGCCCAGCAAGCAAGACGAAAGACCAUCCGCCUCCCGAUCUCCGAGUAAAGACACCUUCGCCACCGUCCACGUCAAGCCAAUAGCAGCCAAGGAGAAACAAGACACUGCUCGGGUGAAGCCGAAGAAGACCAAGUCGACUACCAACCUGGCCGGGCUGUUGAGUAGGCCGAAGAGCUUAAAGAACUUGCAUAAGCUGGCUAGUCAGGACGAUGUACUUUCCAGGAAGGACAAGGAGAACCGGUCGCCCCCUUGCUCAGUGACACCACUGGAAUUGCCUCGGCCACCCAUCUACGCCCAAUUCUCUAGCGGAGCUUUGGAGAAGCAGAGCGGGCAGGUCGAUCAGAACGUCUUUGGUCACGGGUACACCCAGAAUGUGUCCUCGACCGACGUAUCAGGCCGUUUGGCAAAGCCGAGACCGAAAUCCUACCAUGCACAGUAUACCGCGAGCUCAACCGACUCGAAACAAAGCUCAAUUAGUGCGAAGAGCUCCCCUUCAAAGAUACAACGAGGCCUCAAAAUAUUCACGAAUGGGUCGGGAUUUAAGAACAACCAGCCCUCAGUUGAAGACUCGGGGCAAGUUCUCGACCCCAAAGAUGUCGACAAGCAUCUGGAGGCAAUGCUGGACCGACGGAACAUUCCUGAGCACCAGAGAUACAAGAUGCGUAAUCUUGCCGACACCAUCAAGAUGGAAUUCAUACGACAGGACUGGGCCGAGAGUCGGGGGAUCAACAACGCCCGGCCAGAAAGUCACGACAGUGACUCGAGUAUGACUGGUACCCAGCCCAAUGAUGAAAGCAAGGCGAAGCAGUCGAGAGGGCGGACCUUUACCCUGUCGAGGAACAACGGCAAGAAAUCCGAACCCAGCUCACCAACGAAGAAGCAGAAGGGUGAAGGCACCAUAGGCCGCCAUUUCCGGAGCCGGUCUACCGACAGCGUCGCUAGUGAGCGGCCUUCUUCGGCUGGAUCAAAGGAGGGCUCAGGGACCGGCAUCUUGUCCAAAAUCAAGUUGCAGCAAGGGCCUUCCGAUUAUGUGAACUACCUGCGCAAGGUCCAGAAACCACAGGCGGUGGAAGUAGGCAAGCUGCACAAACUGCGUUUGCUGCUGCGCAAUGAGACUGUGGUGUGGACAGAGGAGUUCAUUCGCCAAGGAGGGAUGCAAGAGAUUGUAGCGCUCUUGCAUCGGAUCAUGGAGGUCGAGUGGAGAGAAGAGCACGAGGAUGCCUUGUUGCAUGAAAACCUCCUGUGUCUGAAGGCUCUCUGCACUACGGCCCUCGCAUUGCAGUAUCUUCACUCGAUCCAAGCGACACUCUUCCCAGCCCUGCUGCACAUGCUUUUUGACCCGGAGAAGAAAGGCCCAAGCGAGUUUACCACUCGCAACAUCAUCACAUCGGUCUUGUUCACCUAUAUCCAGUCCGCGUCACCCCAAGACAGGCCCAUCCGCGCCAAGACUGUCCUCGGGCAAAUACGCGAUCCUGAACCGAAGGAGGACGAACGGCCAGUGGGCUUCGUCAUGGAAAUGCGACGCGACCGUCCGUACCGUGUCUGGUGCAAGGAAUCCACCAAUGUCACCAAGGAAGUAUUCUGGAUCUUCCUACAUCAUCUGAACAUCGUCUACCUGCCACGGGACAAGGAGGCCAAGGCAGGCACUGGCCCGUCCGGGGUGGACAGCCUCACGUAUAUGCAGAGUCAUUUCCCCCAGGAGCGGCCGCCGGUCCCGGCAGCUCCCUACGUCGGCGGUGUUGAGUGGGAUGCCACAAACUAUCUCGCUUCCCAUCUCGACCUCCUCAACGCCAUCAUUGCCUGCACCGGAACGGCGGAAGAGCGCAACAACCUUCGCGGCCUCCUCCGCAUAUCGGGAUGGGAGCGCUGCAUGGGAGGCAGCCUGCGGCUCUGUAAGGAGAAGUUCUACCCCGGCGUGCACGACGCCAUGCGGACCUGGGUGGCGGCCGCGGCGGACGACGGCUGGAAUGUCCACGAUGUGCGAUACGGGCCGCCGGCGGAGCCCAGGAGCCCCACGAAGAAGUACCCCGGGGCCAGCAGUCCCAAGAAGAAGGAGGACAUCGCGCCGCCCAAGAUCGAGAUGCCGAAGCUCGACUUCGGCCGCGACGCGGCCAACGGCCCCGUGGUGAGCCCAAUGGUGAAGGCGAGCGAUGACUGGCUCUCGUAG
Anthostomella pinea is the source of this 2439-nucleotide messenger RNA. The record is from the annotation of a GenBank genome assembly. NCBI's taxonomy places the organism in Eukaryota, Fungi, Ascomycota, Sordariomycetes, Xylariales, Xylariaceae.